Messenger RNA from Rhinolophus ferrumequinum (greater horseshoe bat), 2480 nucleotides. It is a transcript of the gene CCDC102A, whose product is annotated as coiled-coil domain containing 102A. Lineage: Eukaryota; Metazoa; Chordata; Mammalia; Chiroptera; Rhinolophidae. The transcript is spliced from 10 exons. Gene Ontology annotation, cellular component: myosin complex. Bases 390 to 2117 code for a protein of 575 amino acids. The record is from RefSeq and is a predicted model, not a curated record.
CAAAGGUAGGCGGGUGCUUCCACCCCAGCAUCCCGGCGGGCCGGGUCACAGCCGGGCCGCAGCUUGCCAGGGGCCUCACCGCCCCCGCCGUCUCCCCUUCCUCCCCUCCCCCCGGGAGGGAGGAGGAGACUCCCCGGCCCUCCCUUGGCCCUCCCGGCGGCCGUCGCAGCCAGCCCCGUGCCCGCUCCGCCCAGCCGCUGCGGGUCGGACGUCUGGAGCCCGCUGGUCCCCGUUCGAGGUCCGAGGAGGCGCCCCCACCCGGUGGCCGGGAGAGCUGUGAGGAGCAGCAGUCAUCAUGCACAGUGGUGUCGCAUCGGCCACGCGUACCCAGUGCGGUCCCUGAGUCUGGCCGCGAGUUCAAACCCAGGGCCCGCCAGCCGGCUCACACCAUGAGCCACGGCCCGAGCCCCCGGCUGGCCGAGUCCCCGCAGCUGUCCAAGGGCAGCCUCCUAACCAUCCUGGGCAGCCCGUCGCCGGAGCGCAUGGGCCCGGCGGACUCCCUGCCGCCCACGCCGCCCAGCGGCACGCCCUCACCCGGGCCGCCUCCCGCGCUGCCUCUGCCGCCGGCGCCCGCACUUCUGGCCGACGGGGACUGGGAGAGCCGCGAGGAGCUGCGGCUGCGGGAGCUGGAAGAGGCGCGCGCGCGGGCGGCGCAGAUGGAGAAAACCAUGCGCUGGUGGUCGGACUGCACGGCCAACUGGCGUGAGAAAUGGAGCAAGGUGCGCGCCGAGCGCAACCGCGCGCGCGAGGAGGUGCGCCAGCUGCGCCAGAGGCUGGACGCGCUCACCAAGGAGCUGGCGGGCGCUCGGCGCGAGCGCCAGGAGGUGCAGGGCGAGUGCGAGGCGCGGGGCCGCGAGCUGGCACGGCUGCGGGGCGCCCGGGGAGCCGCCGACCCGACUCCAGAUGGACCCGAGACCGAGCUGGAGCGAGAGCAGGAGCCGGUGCGCGAUGUCGGGUCCGAGAGGCCCCCGGGCAGCCAGGAGCUGGAGCUCGUGGAGAGCCUGCUGAAAGGCAGACCAGAAGAGCCCGAGGGCUGCUGGGAGGCACGCAGCAUGGGGGCCGGGGGCCCACGGGGCAGCUCGGGCCGCCAGGAGCGCAGCCGGCUGCCCUGGGAGGACACAGCCACCAUCGAGGAGGAUGCCUCCAAGUUGACGGCCCUACGACUGCGGCUGGAUGAGUCCCAGAAGGUGCUACUCAAGGAGCGAGAGGAUAAACUGGCACUGAGCAGGAACAUUGAGAAGCUGGAGGGGGAACUCAGCCAGUGGAAGAUUAAGUACGAGGAGCUAAGCAAGACCAAGCAGGAGAUGCUCAAGCAAGCUCCCAUGGCCACCAGAGGGCGCAGCCACCCAGAGAAAGCUUGGCUGGACAGGCUGCUUUUCCAGAAGCUCAGCAUCCUGAAGGAGGCCCACCAGGACGAGCUGGGCCGCAUGUCUGAAGACCUGGAGGACGAGCUGGGUGCACGGUCCAGCAUGGACAGGAAGAUGGCUGAGCUAAGGGGCGAGAUGGAGCGGCUACAGGCAGAGAACGCAGCUGAGUGGGGUCGCCGUGAGCGGCUGGAGACUGAGAAGCUGGGCUUGGAGCGGGAGAACAAGAAGCUGCGGGCGCAGGUUGGGGACCUGGAGGAGGCCCUGGCCCGGCGGCGGCGACAAACAGCAAGCGCACUGGACUGCGACCUGCGGGCCAGUCAGGCCGCGCUCUUCGAGAAGAACAAGGAGCUGGCAGACCUGAAGCAUGUGCAUGGCAAGCUGAAGAAACAGUUCCAGGAGAAGGUAGCCGAGUUGACGCAUGCCAGCCGGCGGGUGGAGCAGCACGAGGCCGAGGUGAAGAAGCUGCGGCUGCGGGUGGAGGAGCUCAAGAAGGAGCUGGCCCAGGCUGAAGAUGAGCUGGAUGAGGCCCACAACCAGGCACGUAAGCUGCAGCGGUCGCUGGACGAGCAGACAGAGCAGAGCGAGAACCUGCAAGUGCAGCUGGAGCAUCUGCAGUCCAGGCUCCGCAGGCAGCAGCAGAAUGCCCCCCUCUUUGGGAAGAUUCGCACUGCUCGCUUCGGCACUGAGGAGGCCGGGGAUGGAGCUAGCGACCUGGAUGAGGACGAGGACCUGCAGAUCCAGGUGGCCUAGAGCUCCCGGGGCUGGCAGGACUGGCCCUCGGCCACAGACCCCCUGGGUGCCCAGGCUGACCAGCCAGUCGAACUGAUACAGCUGCCUGUGUUCACUCUUGAAACAACCCCGCUCCCUGCCACGGACAACUUCCUUCUUUCCCAGGGGCGGGGUGUCAAUGGUCCCACCCUGCCAGCACCCCUAGAAGGAAAACCAUGGCCUAGGUUUUAUAUAUAUGUAUAUUUUUAUAUAUAUGCCCGGGGCCCUUGGACCCAUUUGGUUUUAUAAACACUAAACCGCUCCGAGGCCUGGUCCAGGCCCCCACCCACCCAGGACCUUCGUGCAGGGCGGAGAAGGAGGUCAAGAGAGGGUGUUGGGGGCCUG